AUGGCACCCACACACACUCUCAUCCUGCUCUACUGUUGGGUCUCAGUUUGGUGCCGGAGCGUCCCGAACGAGACGCGCGUCUAUCUGGACAACAUCACCCGAAUCCUGGACGGAUUACUGGAUGGAUACGACAACAGACUGCGGCCCGGAUUUGGAGGUCCAGUGACGGAGGUUAUAACUGAUAUUUUCGUCACCAGUUUCGGCCCGGUGUCUGACGUGGAGAUGGAGUACACCAUGGACGUGUUCUUCAGACAGACGUGGAUAGACGAGCGUCUGCGCUUCCAGGGUCCCAUCGAGAUCCUGCGUCUCAACAACCUGAUGGUAAGCAAGAUCUGGACCCCGGACACCUUCUUCCGGAACGGGAAGCGCUCCAUCGCUCACAACAUGACCACGCCCAACAAGCUGUUCCGCAUCAUGCAGAACGGAACCAUCCUCUACACCAUGAGAUUAACCAUCAACGCCGAAUGUCCGAUGAGGCUGAUCAACUUCCCCAUGGACGGGCACUCCUGCCCCCUCAAAUUCGGCAGCUAUGCCUACCCCAUGAGCGAGAUCGUGUACACUUGGAAGAAGGGACCCUUAUUUUCGGUUGAGGUGCCGCAGGAAUCGUCCAGCCUCCUGCAGUAUGACCUGAUCGGUCAGACGGUGUCCAGCGAGCGACUCAAAUCCAACACCGGUGAGUACAUGGUGAUGACGGUGCACUUCCACCUGCAGAGGAAGAUGGGCUUCUUCCUCAUCCAGACCUACAUCCCCUGCAUCAUGACCGUCAUCCUCGCUCAGGUCUCCUUCUGGAUCAACAAGGAGUCCGUCCCUGCCAGAACCGUCUUCGGUAUCACCACCGUACUCACCAUGACAACGCUGAGCAUCAGCGCCCGCCACUCGCUCCCCAAGGUCUCGUACGCCACCGCCAUGGACUGGUUCAUCGCCGUCUGCUUCGCCUUCGUCUUCUCCGCCCUCAUCGAAUUCGCAGCCGUGAACUACUUCUCCACCGUGCAGGCCAAACGGGAAUGUCGCCGCGCCAACGCCGCCAGCGCCAGCGCCAUCCGGACGCCCGUUCUGCCCAUCCCCAAGAGCGACGGCAAAGUGGUUUCGCCGUUGGUGGAUCCCGGCGGUGUUCUGAAGAAACGAUUAAACUCCGUGUCUCAAAUACCAAACGCCGCCGCUCCUGCCAACCUGAUGCCCGAUGUGCACCAGCAGGGUUCGGACGUGCCCGCUGACGCCAUGCUGACGGGCACCAGCAUCAUCGAUAAGUACUCGCGGAUCCUGUUCCCGCUCUCCUUCGGUGCUUUUAACCUGGUUUACUGGAUCGUCUACCUCACCAAAGACACCAUGGAGUCCAGGUGGGUCACCGGAAUUGCUCCACACCAAACGCUGAAACAGAAACGGUCCUUCCCUAAACUCCUGAACUCCACGCCGACUGUCCUCCCUUCCAAACGUCCGAACCUUUUCGGCGAGGUUGUGUUCGGCGGAGCAGAUGGCACACAGACGUUCAUGCGGUACCCGGCUUUGGUCCGCGGCUCUAAUCACCCGUGUGAAGUGCACGCUGAGGGCUGCACGCUGAAGGACCGAGGUGACGUUAUGCGCCGUGCCAUCUUAGUGCCGGGCGGCUGCAGCAGCAGCAGCAGCAUCCGCGCUGUCCCGGCGGAGCAGCUCGAGCAUCACUGGGCAGCGACAUCAGCGGCACCGCGGAGCGGCUUUAUACCGGGGAACCGGCGGCACGUGUGUGACUGCGCAGAUCAGACCUUCAUCAUCAUCAUCAUCAUCUGUACCACCUCCUUCAUCAUCCUCAGCAUCCUCAUCCUCAGCAUCCUCAGCACCAGCGGCUUCUCAUCGCGGAGUUGA
This is a messenger RNA of Trichomycterus rosablanca, 1839 nucleotides long. It is a transcript of the gene gabra6b, whose product is annotated as gamma-aminobutyric acid type A receptor subunit alpha6b. Gene Ontology annotation, cellular component: plasma membrane; neuron projection; GABA-A receptor complex. The record is from RefSeq and is a predicted model, not a curated record. Gene Ontology annotation, molecular function: inhibitory extracellular ligand-gated monoatomic ion channel activity; GABA-A receptor activity; benzodiazepine receptor activity. Gene Ontology annotation, biological process: signal transduction; chloride transmembrane transport; gamma-aminobutyric acid signaling pathway. The transcript is spliced from 12 exons. NCBI's taxonomy places the organism in Eukaryota, Metazoa, Chordata, Actinopteri, Siluriformes, Trichomycteridae. The coding region runs from base 1 to 1839 and encodes 612 amino acids.